AUGGCACACCGAGUGCCCAAGAGCGGAAUUGAAGUACUAGGAGGGGCGGGAGCCGACGUGUUCCUCCAAGAACCACCAGGAAACUCCAGGGAAGACACCUGCACACAAGAGAGCAUAAGACACAGGGUCCAGUACCGGCGUAAUCCAGUCGGGAACUCCAGGAGCGGCCUCUUCUGGGCCGAUGUGGGCAGGAGCGGCCUCCUAUUUGGGGCCGACAAGGCCUGGAGCUUAAGCGAGAUGUGGCUGAGCUGGAGCUUGACACAGCUGGGUGGCCAGUGCAGCAGAGGUCAGAACAGGCAGCUCCGUACUUCCACCAACUUCCUCAUUCUCUCUCUGGCUGUGUCAGAUUUCCUAGUGGGCCUCAACAUGUUACAUCAAAUUAAUCUUGUAAAUGGUUGCUGGCUCUUCAAUGACCAGAUGUGCACCCUGUAUUUUGUUGUAGACUGGAUUGGUACCUGUACAUCAAUAGGAAUCAUGGUGCUCAUAUCUAUUGACCGUUAUGUGGCCAUCUGUCACCCUCUGCAUUACUCCACCCAGGUCACACCUAAAAGAGUUCAGGCGUGUGUGUCACUGUGUUGGUUCUGGUCUGUGUUCUAUGCCAGCAUAAGGAUGAAAGAUGAAUUACAACAACCAGGCAGGUUCAAAUCCUGUGAUGGAGAGUGUGUUUGUUAUAACAGUGUUAUUUAUCAGUUGAUGGACUUUAUUAUUAUCUUCAUUCUUCCUAUUACUAUUAUUGUUGUUCUGUAUAUCAGAGUAUUUGUAGUGGCUGUAGCUCAGGCUCGAGCCAUGAGGUCCCACAUUGCAGCCUUCUCACACUAUCGUUCAGUGAGUGUAACAGCUACAAAGUCUGAGUUAAAGGCAGCCUGGACUCUGGGUAUCGUUAUAGUUGUGUUUAUAAUAUGCAUGUUUCCAUAUUUUUGUGUCACAGUCACAGGCCAGGAUGCUGUGGUCAAUGCUUCAUCUGCGUCCUUUAUUUUAUGUCUGUACGACUCCAACUCCUGCUUCAACCCCCUGCUGUAUGCCUGCUUUUACCCCUGGUUUAGAAAAUCUAUCAAGCUUAUUGUUACACUUCAGAUUGUGAAGCCUGGCUCUUCUGAGAUAAACAUGCUGUAGAGGGAAGAGGCCUGUCUGUUAUUAAAGGUUAAACCUGAACGCUACAGCAGCCAUAGAGUCACCAAAGCACUAUUCUUCUUUUUGGUGAUAACAUGCUUUUGAAUCAAAUCAAAGUAAAACAUCAGUAAAUCUACCAAAUAAAUAGUCUGUAAUGGAUGCAGCUACUGUUCAACUUUCUUCGGCUACACGUGUUUUGAUCAUGUGUCUGUCAGCGUCACAGUAAAAACCUAUAGAACACUUCACUGGCUUGUGCUGCUCUUUUCAAAUAUCUGUACUAUAAUUUUUGCCUUUUUCACACAUGGUUUGACUGUGUUGGUAAAUCCUAUAGUCAUAAAUCCUGAUACGUGGAUCUCAGGGAAUAUUGGCACUCUUACUAUUACACUAUUAAAGACAGACAAUACGCAUGCGACAGAUAUAUGCACCUUUUUGAUUUCAUAAUCAAAAAGUUGUAGUGUCAAGGUUCUGCACCACUUUCUGGUUUGUA
Betta splendens (Siamese fighting fish) is the source of this 1597-nucleotide messenger RNA. Its product is annotated as trace amine-associated receptor 13c-like. The transcript has 3 exons. Bases 1 to 1113 code for a protein of 370 amino acids. Gene Ontology annotation, cellular component: membrane. Gene Ontology annotation, molecular function: trace-amine receptor activity. The record is from RefSeq and is a predicted model, not a curated record. NCBI's taxonomy places the organism in Eukaryota, Metazoa, Chordata, Actinopteri, Anabantiformes, Osphronemidae. Gene Ontology annotation, biological process: G protein-coupled receptor signaling pathway.